UCGACGGUAGCCCGUGCCAGCGGCGCCAUGUCGCAGAGCGCCCUACAGCCGGUGGAAGACCCGGCGGCGCCUGCCCCCAUCACAUCGAUCUGGGGGAGGAGGAUAUGGAGGCCCCCGUCGCUGGCCGCCUCACUGCGGACGAGAAAGAGGUCUCCUGUUUUUGCGAUGGGUGUUGUUCGUCGCCGCACUGGUGAGUUGCACAUGGCGGACCACACCGGGGAUUUCUUCGCGCCGUCGUCUUGCCGGUAUGAUUUUCUCCUUGCCGCCGCUGAAGAAGACCAUGCUGAAGAAUCCCUAACUUCCUUAAUUAUCAGCUUUGGCACCGGCGGCGACUCGUGGAGCAGAGGAACCCAGUCCUCCUCCACCUUGGGCAUGGGGGCGUGGCUGAGCAGGACACUGAACGGAACCAAGAGGGCUUGGCGGAGGAGCGGCCGGCCCGGGCUGCACAAGCCCAUGCGCUCCACGUCCAAGCUCAGGAACAUCUCUGUCUGAGAUGUACUCCGCGUUCAAGGUUGGCGGAGCAGUGGCCGGUCCGGCUGAUCUCCAUCAUAUCUUACUGCACGCAUCAGAGGCAUAGCAGCUGAAUAAACAUACUUAUGCUUUUUGUUCUUCUCCAGGAUCUGAGUCGCUGCUACAUUUUCUUCAGUCCAUAAACCUGAUAUCAACUAUAAACAAUUCCCUUUUCAGCAGCCAUAAAACUUGCGACAAGCAGCGAUGGCUCAGUGAACCCUCAUCAGAGGGUUGUGUUUGUCAAGACGGCCACUCUAACAAUAGUGUAGUAUAGUAAUCACCUAUCUACCAGUAUGCAAACUACUACAACAGGUUUCAAUUCAAGUGUUGCAUGACAGCUUCUGUCUUCUCCUUCUGUUUAUGAUCUUACUUUGUUUAUGUUGCUAAAUA
This is a messenger RNA of Lolium rigidum, 900 nucleotides long. RefSeq lists its product as uncharacterized. NCBI's taxonomy places the organism in Eukaryota, Viridiplantae, Streptophyta, Magnoliopsida, Poales, Poaceae. Bases 28 to 492 code for a protein of 154 amino acids. The record is from RefSeq and is a predicted model, not a curated record. The transcript has 2 exons.